AUGAGGAAUCCGCAAUUUCUGGACGAUAGCUGCAAGUAUGUCCAAGUAGACGACGAGAAGGGUGCAAAAACAAAACGCUUCUGGUUUCAGUUGCACGGCAGGGAAAUAGAGAGGGCUCACUUAGUAGCUUGGUACAUUACGGUAUCGAUGGGACCCCAUAACAGAAACAACUUUAUUGCAGCUCAACACAGUGCAAGGGAACUUGCAGCGAUUGCAAACGUCCAAAUGUAUAGCAUUCCAUCAGUUCUUUUGUGCGUGCGCACUGUGCAUUUAAUAUGUAUUCGGCAACUGACUCAAACUACUUAUCAAGACGGGGGGUAG
Messenger RNA from Chondrus crispus (carragheen), 321 nucleotides. RefSeq lists its product as hypothetical. NCBI's taxonomy places the organism in Eukaryota, Rhodophyta, Florideophyceae, Gigartinales, Gigartinaceae. The transcript has a single exon. The coding region runs from base 1 to 321 and encodes 106 amino acids. The record is from RefSeq and is a predicted model, not a curated record.